AUGAAACGUAGCAGGGCUGAAAGCGCUUCGGCGCCGCAGCAACCCUCCCGACGGCAGCCACAGACCUCCUGUGAUUUAUGUCGCUCCAGAAAGAUCAAGUGCGACAGGGGAACCCCCUGCGGGAGCUGCCGCACCCGCGGUCUGGCCUGCAGCAUCAUGUCGCCUUCGUCCGCCCCUUCUCCGGCCGCCUCGUCGGCCGAAAGCGCGGGACACGACAGGCUGGGUACCGCUAUCUUGGCACGCCUCGCAGCGCUCGAGCAGGCCGUCUUCCGGAGCACUUCCGCGGUGAGGGUCAGCGGCAAUUCCGACGGGGCCCACGGUGACCUCACGCCCCAGGUGCCGCUGUCCGGGCUGGAGAGGGAAGGCCGCCAGACGGCCAACUUUCUCGACAAGGCGUAUGACAGGAGCUCCAGCGCCAGCACCAGGUCCGGCUACCAGCCCCUGGAUAUACGCGUGGCCGAGAGCUGCCAGCAUUCCUUCGCCACCGGGGCUCCUGAUCCGGUGUGGUUAAUGCCACAAAAAGACGCCAUAGCCAUGGUGCAUGACUUUGUCGAAAACACCUACCACCUAAUGCCCAUCGUGCAUAUCGCCUCGACCAUAUCCGUCAUCGAUAACGUUUAUCCCGCGCUGCACGCCAGGAAUAUCAACCAUGUCGACCCGGCCCAGGUCGCCCUUAUCCUCAGCAUCUGCGCCGCUUGCGCCUUUUUCUGGGACGGAGGGGUGCCCAGCCAACACCGGUUCGACACGGAGGGGGAAGCCACCAGCGCAUCGCUUAUUUGGAAGACGUCUGCUUUGUACGCGUUCGAAGAGGCCCAGAGGCAAGGCUCGCGAUCGCUGGAGGGCGCCCAGGCCUGCGCCAUCCUUGCCUAUCUGACAUACAACAUGGACGGUCCCUCAACUCGGUUUUACACUCUGCACACAUGCUCGGUCACGGCCUGCCGCGAACUGGGAAUCCACCUGGUCGACAGCCGCGGCUGCGAGUCGACGGACACCACCGCCAGGCGAGAGCUGAAGAGAAGGCUUUGGUGGCACGUCACAGCCACAGACUGGAUGCUGGGCCUUAAUGGCGGACCCUUUGAUGGCACCUACACCGUCCAUCCGCGGCAGAUCAGGGUCGCGUUACCUCGCAACCUCAAUGACAGCGAUCUUGCCAUCGACUCGGAGAUCCUGGCCCUGCCGCCCCACGUCCCAACGCAGGCAAGCUGCUUCCUGCAAGUCAUCCGCCUUGCCGAAAUCUGUCGCCUGGUUGUAGAUUCCCAGAGCCCCGAUGACAGUAUUGCCGACACGGCCUACAACGAACGUGUCCUCGCGUCCGACGAGCUCUUCAAAAAGGCCAUCGAGAGCAUGCCGCCUCCCCUCGUCCUGACCUCGCCGAUCCCGGAGGGCUCCCCGCGGUUCCUAUGCCUGCAGCGCGCUUCCCUUCACUUGGGCUUUCACUCGCGCAGGGCUCGCCUGCUGCGGCCGUUCCUCCUCUACAAAGACUCGGAUGGCCGCCAAGGCACCACAUACCGACUGUCUAGAGAGAUUUGCGUGCGCUCCGCCCAGAUGGUGCUGGAAAUCUCCACCUCACUGCUCGAGCAUUCGCUGCGGAUACGGCCUUCGGAGCCCUUCCGCCGGCAGAUCCUCCACCACCCUGGUCAUCACAGCUGCCCAGCUUCGCCAAUACAUCGCCUGGGCAUCGUGGUUAACCACCUGUUUUGCGCCUGCGCCAUCCUGGCAUUCGAGUGCAGCUUACGGAAGAGCUCGGGCGUGCACCCAAGGCAGCAUCCCGAAGCGGGAGGGGAGAACGAUCUGGACGGCAUGCUGGUCCACGCAUACCGCCUGCUGGCGGCCGCGGGGGAGGAGUGCACCGUCGCCGCCGACCUGGUGCGCGCGAUGAGGGGUGUUUUCGCAAAGUACCGCGUGAAUGGUGACUUGGCGACCGUGGACAGCCGAGGGGGCCAGAUUGUCGGCAGCAGCAGGCCAACAAUGGCCAAUGUCCAGACGUCUGCGGGGGGUGCAAACGAGCAACAACAAAUUGGACCCGCCGCAUGGCCCGGAAUGCGUGGUGCCAUUACGGAUGAAAACCAAUCAUCAAUAGGUGAAGGCAGUUCGGAGACGGGCAACCCGUGGGAUGGCUUCGAUAAGCACUUGGACGACUUGUUCGUCACCAACGAUACAUAUUGCAGCUGGGAUCAGAUAUUUGCCCGGCUAGGGUCAUACUGUGGCCCUUGA
Pyricularia grisea is the source of this 2214-nucleotide messenger RNA. RefSeq lists its product as uncharacterized. The transcript is spliced from 2 exons. Bases 1 to 2214 code for a protein of 737 amino acids. Lineage: Eukaryota; Fungi; Ascomycota; Sordariomycetes; Magnaporthales; Pyriculariaceae. The record is from RefSeq and is a predicted model, not a curated record. Gene Ontology annotation, biological process: DNA-templated transcription; regulation of DNA-templated transcription. Gene Ontology annotation, molecular function: zinc ion binding; DNA-binding transcription factor activity, RNA polymerase II-specific; DNA binding.